ACCAAAGUCAGACAACCACACUUGCGCAGUUAGCAUGCUUCGUCUGAGAAUGGGGAGGAGUGGGGAGGAUUCUCGCCAGAAAUUUUAACUCGUACCUCGACUUUGUCCCUUUGUCAUGUUAAUCUCCAUCUUAAAGAAGUCCGAACUGCUCUCAACCAGAGUAUGACAGAAGACCAAGGGCAAACUAGUCCCACUGAUUGAACACCUUGACAAUGGAGAGCUUGUUUCCCCAAAGCAGCACUGUUGUUCCUCUGGGCUGUGACACAGAUUGUGUGGAAAGGGAGAAUGGCAGUACAGAGUGUGGAGCUGUGUUGAGGCGUCGUUCCAGGGCGGAGUUGCAUGGUCUGAUGGAGACACUGCAGCGCAGGAAGAGUGCCCUGGAGGCCAGUUUGAGAGUUGCAGAAUGCAGCCGGGGCUACCUCAGUGUUCCCCCCUCUCCUAACCUCCCAGGGAACAUACCCUCUCUGCACUUCCAGGGGAAUAUACCCUCUCUACAGGAGAAGUUUCUCCUGCCCGGCGCUGCAGAGCGGCGCUCCUCGUCCUCCUCCAGAGCUCUCCCGUACCUAACAAGCAGCAGCGUACCUCCUUCACCCCGUGCCCCCUCGCGCCACCAGUCACAGGACAGUCUGCUUCUGUCUAGCCUUGCCGACGGCCAGCCACCUCAGACAGCCCUGCUUUCCAAGUGGAGCCCUGGGAAGCCUCGACCCCCCCGGGGCCACAGUGGGGCCGCCAGCAUGCCCUCCAGCCCCCGGAGCCACAGUGGGGCUGCCAGUAUGCCCUCCAGCCCCUGUCUGGGCCGCAGGCGCCACCUGGGAGAUCCUACCCAGGAAAACACCCUCCGCCAGAGGAAGUACUCCACUGGAUCCCUCAAAGGCCUGGGCCUGCACAGCCGCUCACUGCCCCGGCUCCACGCAGAGAGCCCGGCUCUGUCCCUGCCUCUCUCACACCGGGGAGGAGAAGCGAUGCUGACCUCUAAACCACGCCGCAGCCAGGCGUCUCUGGAGUGCCCCCCAGACCUGACAGUCCCUGCCUGUGACCCUGAUGAUGCCCCACGCCGGGCCAGCCUGGCAUCUCUCGUCGUGCCGGCCUGCCAGCUGCAACGUGGAGGGGGGCUGCAUGGCUCAGCGCCCUGCCUGGAUCUGGACCUGGGAGACAAGAGGCUGUCGUUCAGGAAAGCAGGCUUGUCAGCAAGCCAGAGGAGUGGCAGUAUCAGCUCCUUCAAUGGGAAGGAGGAACUACGAGACUACCACCAAAGACAGAGGGGAGAGAGGCUCAGGGAGCAGGAGGUGCAGAGACUGGAGCGGCAGCGUCUGAAGACCAUCCUGAGUCUGUGCUCAGAGUUGGACCUGGUUGACAGAGAUCAGGGGGGCUCUGUGGUAGCUACUUCCGACCUGCGCAAGAUCAACAAGGAGCUUGAGAAGCUGAACGUGUCUAAUGAUGAGCCCCUGUUCUCAGAUUUUGCUAACUCUACUCCAGUAAAUGACUCAGAGCCCAAGGCCCUGGAGAAGUGGCAGGUUGGUCAUUACGGGGAUCACAGGUCCCAAUGUUCUGCUGUUCCUCCCUGUACCAAGGUAGAUAUGAAGGCAGUGAGUGAUGUUCAACUGAGACAGGAAGUGACGAGUAUUGAAGAAGAGAGGAUCCAGGUGCUGAAUAACAUUGAAGAGCUGGAGCAGAAGAUUAAAGAUCUGGACAACCAGAUGGAGGAAUCCAUGAGAGAGAUGGAUGUUGAGCAGGCUUUGCUGGAAGGAGAGCAGGACUCUGAGAGCGCCCUUCUGCAGAGGGAGAAGGAAGUUAUGGACCAACUCAACAAGAGGAUUGGAAGCAUCAAGAACAAAGCCCAGAGAGACCAAUUCCAGGGUGUGCCCCACCCUCAGAGUGUGACUGAACCCCAGGGUGUGACUGACCCCCAGGGUGUGACUGAGAUGGAGACUGGGCUCCACCCACUAGAGAACGACGGACAACAGGAUGAGAUGAAGGACUACGAGACCCAGAAACUCCUCAGAGAAAUAGCAGAGUACCAACGCAGUACUGUCAGUCACAAGGAAAGGCUCCUGACUUUAAAGAAACAGUUGACACAGAUAACCCAGCAAGGUCACAGAGAAAAGGAAACCUUUCUCAGAGAGAAGAACAACUUGUUCAUCGUGCUCCAGAGAGAGAGAGAGAACCUGUCUUCCUUGGAGAGAAAAUACAUUGAGUUCACUGGAGGGCAGGCUUUCCCCAACAACCGCGUAACCAUGAAAGAGCACUUUGUUUCCCUGGAGGAGAGACGGAGGGGCAUCCAGGAGACUGCCUCUCAGCUGAGCGACAACCUUUUCCGUAGAAUGAGCAAGCCACCCCCCAGCUCCUGCAUCAGCUCCAGCCUGGGGCGGGGCCUGGCCCCCAAGGCCCACCUUUCCCUGUCUCAGAGCGCCAGCUGUGGCAGUGUGGUCUCACGAGGCCUGUCCAUCUCCCCCAGAGACCCUGGCAGUCGCUCCAAGGCUGACCAAAGCCACAUGUACACACGUGAGGAGAGACUAAGACUGACAGCCCUUUGCAGCCGGACUGUGUCAGAAUCCAACGUUUUCCAGGAGUCCUCGUGCUACACAGAUAAUGGACACGCCUUUGAUACACUCAGUGUGGACAGCUCUGACAGCAUGGAAACCAGUAUAUCUGCCUGUUCACCAGACAAUAUCUCCAGUGCCAGCACGUCUAACACAGCCAAGAUUGAGGAGAUGGAACGUUUGUUACGAGAUGCAGAAGUAGAGAAACAUCGACUUGCGGAACACAGGGAGCGAGAGAUGGAAGUGCGCAGGCAGGCUCUGGAGGAGGAGCGGAGGAGGAGGGAGGUGCUGGAGCAGCUCCUGCAGGAGGAGACCAGCAGGAGGCAGAUGCUCAUUGAGAGGGAGGUGAAGCUGAGGGACAAACAGAGAGCACAGUCCCGCCCGCUGACACGUUACCUGCCCUUGAGGCAGGAUGAUUUCGACCUGCAUGGCCACAUCGAGGCAGCAGGACACAGUCCCCGUGCCUGCUUCCACUUGGCCAUCACUGCCAAGACCUGCCGGGGCUUCCUGGUCAAGAUGGGCGGCAAGAUCAAGACCUGGAAGAAACGCUGGUUUGUGUUUGACCGAAACCGAAGAACUUUGGCCUAUUAUGCAGAUAAGCACGAGACAAAGAUGAAGGGAGUAAUUUACUUUCAAGCCAUAGAGGAGGUCUAUUAUGACCAUUUAAAGAAUGCACACAAGAGCCCUCACCCCUCCCUGACAUUCAGUGUGAAGACCCAUGACCGGGUCUACUACAUGGUAGCUCCCUCUCCUGAGGCCAUGAGGAUCUGGAUGGACGUGAUCAUCACCGGGGCUGAGGGCCACGCACACUUCCUGAUCUGAACCCCUCCUGCAUGCUCGGGGUCAAGGUUUGGGGUCAGUGGUGGUUACUAUGACUACAUGUUGGCUACCUACCAAAAGUCAGCAAAUUACAAACAUUUUACUAUCUGUAAUAUGUUUUUCAAACACACAGCUAUGCAACAUUGAACAUUUUUACAUUUUAUUCAUUCAGCAAACGCUAUUAUCCAAAGCAACUUACAAAUAUUACUUUGAUAAAUAUAUCUUCCACCCAUCAGUGAAUCUGGGUCUCUCCUCCUCCUCCUGCCCAUGUCUGUCAGGUGGUGGAAUGAUAGUGAGUUUGUCAUCAAUCUCAAAUUAGAGACAUGUGUAUGCCUGAUGUUUAUAUAUUAAUAAUUAAUUAAACAAACAUUCUGGCAGGUGCAGCUAUAUUCAAGGGUGGUCAUGAAUAUUCGAAUAUUCAGAUAUUCUAACAGACUAGUAUUCAGACUAAUGAUAUUAUUUGAUCAAAUCAUUAUCACAGAGCUGUGAGAAAAUUCAGAUGUGUUCCAAUUGCCAGUGUGUUCCAGUAGCCUAAGUAUUACCUUCAAUUAAAGUUUUGAAAGACUUUAAAUCAAACUUAGAAUAUCUGAAUUGAAUAAGUAGUUCACUGACAAUAUACUGUACCUUUCAGUGCUCCAAUGCUUGGUUAGGUUGUUCUUCUUUGCUACUUAUUGUCAUUCAACAAUGCAUAAAUAUGUUAUUAUAUUUUGGCAAAGUAUUUAAGCAAAACUUAAGAAAAUAAAACAUUUUCCGGGGUUAGUUAUUAUAUCAAAUUAUAGAAAUGUGAAAAUACAAUAUACGUUGACACAUAUAUACUGUAUUUAUAUUAUUUUUAUACACACACACUCUACUCAAAUGCCUUCUACACAUUGGCUGUGCAGUGGAGGUGAUGCAGCUCAUAGGGAUCUGUGGGCUGUGCGGUAGAGGUGAUGCAGCUCAUAGGGAUCUGUGGGCUGUGCGGUGGAGGUGAUGCAGCUCAUAGGGAUCUGUGGCCUGUGCGGUGGAGGUGAUGCAGCUCAUAGGGAUCUGUGGGCUGUGGGCUGGAGUGAUGCAGCUCAUAGUGAUCUGUGGGCUGUGCGGUAGAGGUGAUGCAGCUCAUAGGGAUCUGUGGGCUGUGCAGUGGAGGUGAUGCAGCUCAUAGUGAUCUGUGGGCUGUGGGCUGGAGUGAUGCAGCUCAUAGGGAUCUGUGGGCUGUGGGCUGGAGUGAUGCAGCUCAUAGGGAUCUGUGGGCUGUGGGCUGGAGUGAUGCAGCUCAUAGUGAUCUGUGGGCUGUGCGGUGGAGGUGAUGCAGCUCAUAGUGAUCUGUGGGCUGUGCGGUGGAGGUGAUGCAGCUCAUAGUGAUCUGUGGGCUGUGCGGUGGAGGUGAUGCAGCUCAUAGUGAUCUGUGGGAUGUGCAGUGGAGGUGAUGCAGCUCAUAGUGAUCUGUGGGCUGUGCGGUGGAGGUGAUGCAGCUCAUAGGGAUCUGUGGGCUGUGCAGUGGAGGUGAUGCAGCUCAUAGUGAUGUGGGCUGUGCAGUGGAGGUGAUGCAGCUCAUAGUGAUCUGUGGGCUGUGCGGUGGAGGUGAUGCAGCUCAUAGUGAUCUGUGGGCUGUGCGGUGGAGGUGAUGCAGCUCAUAGUGAUCUGUGGGCUGUGCGGUGGAGGUGAUGCAGCUCAUAGUGAUCUGUGGGCUGUGCGGUGGAGGUGAUGCAGCUCAUAGGGAUCUGUGGGCUGUGCAGUGGAGGUGAUGCAGCUCAUAGUGAUGUGGGCUGUGCGGUGGAGGUGAUGCAGCUCAUAGUGAUCUGUGGGCUGUGCGGUGGAGGUGAUGCAGCUCAUAGGGAUCUGUGGGCUGUGCAGUGGAGGUGAUGCAGCUCAAAGUGAAUGUUUCUCUGUUGUGGACUGGCCUCUAGUGGAGGAAACAGAUGGUGUCUCCAGGGCUUACCAUAGGCAUACAGCAUACUAUAAAUCUUGUCUGAUCUACUGUAUGUGGAUCAGUUUCAAUGUUUUACCCUAAUGUUUUUUACAUAUUUAUGCAAUUUAAAUGUUAAACCUAAUAAUCUACAAAUUAAGAAUAUACAUUUUGUAUAUAUUUUGGGGGGGUUAUUCAUGCAUGUUUAUAAAUAUUACAGGAGUAAACAAUUUAUAAUAAACAACCAAUAUUUGAUUGA
This is a messenger RNA of Hypomesus transpacificus, 5503 nucleotides long. RefSeq names its product pleckstrin homology-like domain, family B, member 2a (gene phldb2a). Lineage: Eukaryota; Metazoa; Chordata; Actinopteri; Osmeriformes; Osmeridae. Bases 213 to 3362 code for a protein of 1049 amino acids. The transcript is spliced from 17 exons. The record is from RefSeq and is a predicted model, not a curated record. Gene Ontology annotation, biological process: regulation of microtubule cytoskeleton organization. Gene Ontology annotation, cellular component: basal cortex.